Molecule: messenger RNA, 2166 nt
Organism: Pleurotus ostreatus (oyster mushroom)
Lineage: Eukaryota; Fungi; Basidiomycota; Agaricomycetes; Agaricales; Pleurotaceae
Exons: 4
Coding region: 1-2166 (721 amino acids)
Source: RefSeq, a predicted model, not a curated record
AUGGAUGCGCCUCCUGGCGACAACGCGCCCAAUCGCGCCUAUACAUCUGGCUCAUACUUUCCUGUCGCGUUGGUCGCUCCUGGCUCAUCAUGGAACACUCCUGGAACCGUUCAAUUUUGGAAUCAGCCCUACGGUCCUGCACCCCAUCCAUAUCUACAUCCCACGCCGUCGACACCAGCUCAGCAUCAGCUCCCACACAUGGUCAUGAGCCCAGCUGCCUUUUAUACCCCCGGACAAUCUCGCAAACGCCCCACCUUCACCUGGGACCGUGACCAUGAUGAGAAUGAGCCUCUGGCUGACUCGCCCUUGUUGCCACCAAGCAAGCGGCGAAACACGAACCCUGGUUCCCCGUCUACUGCAUCCGCCCCACUACGAUCUACUCAAACACCACUGAUUGCGCAGACAUCGAAUUCUUCGACACCAGCCGCGAAGCGAGCCUCACCACGCAGCGACAAAGAGAAAUUGGAUGCGGCACUCAAUGGCAUCCAGAACGCCGGCUUUGAAGGUCUCGGCCACUUCUUCGCAAGCCUCUUCAACGGCAAGGCAGGUUAUCAGAAGCAGAAGAUAUGCCAAUCGCUUCACAAGUUCUUGACGAAUCACAACAAACCUGGACGACGACCAGCCGACAUUGUUCAGGCAAUGUACGACCACCCUUACAGUCACAUCCGACGGCACGAAGAUCAAUUUCACGACGGCAAUUCCAUAAUUCCUAACUACGCAUAUCCUGUUGAGGCCGACAUCCCACCGAAGAGAGUUGCGUCAACCGGCACCCCUGCGCAAGCCACCAUCAACAGCUGGGUUGCUGCCACUGUGCUAGACCUCGUUGAUAAAGAGACGACGGUGUUGGCGCAAGAUGUCGGUCUGCGUAUGCCUAAAGACUGGACAUGGGAGUCCGUUAUAGCAACAUCAUUGCAAGACGUCCAAAGGCGAAUGAUGCAGCUCGCACCGCUCACCUGGUCGACAAUAGCAACCAUCGCUGUCAGCCCAAAUCGCCGUCGACAAAAUCAUAACGCACGUCUUGGUACUGACGCAGAUAUCGAGGCCAAGAAAGAGAGCCUGAGCCACGCCUCUCACAGCCCGUGGAGGGCGUUCACAUUUGCAAUACUGAUAUUACUUUCCAUCCGCAAUUCCUUAAUCUCCCUUGGCCCUACCAUCAUCGGCCUGCUGCUAUUCAUCUCGGAUGCAGGCCGUGUUGUCUACCAUGCUCUCGGCCGCUUUGGGAUAUCCACCUCGUACUCCACUGUUCUCGAGCAUCUUCGCGACCUCGCCCAUGGUGCCGGCGUCCACCUACAUGAAGUAGGGACAUCGAUCUCACGAAACGACAAUCACUAUAUCAUUUUGUUCGAUAAUAUCAACAAACAUCAUCGGGCCUGGCAUCAGACUAUCAGCAAAUCUGACGAGGUCAAAAGCAGGACAGCAUCAACCGUUAUUCACAUGGUCUAUGUCCCACCAGGUGCUAUGAGUUUAAAGAAGCUCCACAUCGAUCACAAGCAUAUGGAGAGGAUUGGUGCUGCGACCUUACUACGGAUAUGGACGGACAAGAUUCCUGCCCUCAGCCGUCACUGCGCUCAUGUCACGCAUCUUUUCGAGACGGCUUUACAGAAGCAUCGCAUUCCUCUUCACCAAUCCGACAUCUACCCGCUUCGAACAUCUGGCAUCGAUGAGUCCACCACCGCAGGAAAUAGUGACGUCCUUCACGAUAUCACUCAUUUGCAAAUGGGGAUGGCUACCGACGAUUUUGGGGAAUUCGUCAUGCCUAUUGCAGGGGAUCAACUCACCGUAGACCGUGUCCGGAAGCUCAUUCACUACACCAAGAAAGAUGUGACCAAGUACGCACAGCACACCUGGGCGCUGCCGUUUAUUCAACUGUGGCACAUGAAAUGGGCUUUUCUCAAGGCAAUAUACAAGGCACACUGGACGCCAUCCACUGGCAAGCAUCUUUACGGGCUUCAUCGUGAUUGCAACACCCUCGGGCGGACAAAGCUGAACCCUACCAAGUGUGACUUCUACCCUCACCAUCAGGCCGUGGCCGACACGUUUGAAACCAGUUGCUUAGGAAUUCUACGUGUUCUCCUUGAGCAGAAGUGUAGCAAGGAAUUAUUAGAUGCAACUCGUCGCUUUUCCCUCCUCCAUGUUCUUGACACGCUUUUCGCAAUGAAGAUGUAA